This is a messenger RNA of Scleropages formosus (Asian bonytongue), 2691 nucleotides long. RefSeq names its product Raf-1 proto-oncogene, serine/threonine kinase b (gene raf1b). The transcript is spliced from 18 exons. Gene Ontology annotation, biological process: protein phosphorylation; MAPK cascade. Lineage: Eukaryota; Metazoa; Chordata; Actinopteri; Osteoglossiformes; Osteoglossidae. The record is from RefSeq and is a predicted model, not a curated record. Bases 712 to 2616 code for a protein of 634 amino acids. Gene Ontology annotation, cellular component: mitochondrion; cytosol. Gene Ontology annotation, molecular function: ATP binding; MAP kinase kinase kinase activity.
CAGCGCCGCUCAUGGCGGACCUGAAGGUAUCUCGCUAACUUUGUUCGAACUGGGGGCCCCUGGGAGAAUUUCCUGUUAGUAGAACGCUGGAGGAGCUGAGGACCCUGCCAAGGAGUUGUCGGGGCCGCCACGAUGAAAGGGUCUGACGGGCGGCCCCCCGUCGAGCCGUGAUUGAGCGCAGAUGAACAGCCGGUGCGACGGGGCACUGAGAAGGGGACAGGCGUGUGACCGUGGCGCUGGGCGCAGCUGCAAUAACACCGGCUGCCAUGUGUUUCUGAUCCAGGCCCCAGCUGGCUUGAACCUCUGCCCCUGCCUGCACCCCCCCCCCCGCAUAGUGAGAGCUGCAGACAGUUUACCCACAAAAGGCCCACAACCUCUCUGUGGUACGAAGCUGAUGCAGACGCCCUUUAGUGCUCCGCAGUCACGCUGAAACCGAGAGCCCUUUUUGCACUGCAUUUCUUACACCCCUCACUCAGUGGUGUCACCUGGUGCACAUCCAGCACGUUCUAUCCCAUUCAACACAUCCCACCUACCUUACCCAACCUAAUUUUCGAAGGGAAUUGCGAAUAAACUUAAACCUACUUGCCUCCUGGGGCAGCAAGUAGCGUAGUGACUGAAGCUGUCCCUCGCAAUCAAAGGACUUGGGUUCAAAUCCCACCUCCCUGCUGUGGUACCCUUGAUCAAGAUCACCGAAGCCAGCUGUUGUUGCCGAUGGAGCACCUCCAGGGUGCCUGGAGGACCCUGAGCAACGGGUUCGGGUUUAAGGACUCCGUGUUUGACGACUGCAUGUCGCCGACCUCGGCCCAGGGCUUUGCCUACCAGCGGCGUCCAUCCGACGAGGGAAAAGCUCCAGACUCGGCGAAGACGAACAGCACCAUCAGAGUGUACCUCCCCAACAAGCAGCGCACUGUGGUGAACGUGCGCCCAGGUAUGACCCUGCACAACUGCCUUAUCAAAGCCCUGAAGGUACGGGGGUUGCAGCCAGAAUGCUGUGCCGUCUUCAAGUUGCACCCGGGACAGAGGAGCAGGAAAACCCGCAUGGACUGGAACGUGGACUCUACCUCUCUCAUCGGCGAGGACUUGCUCGUGGAAGUGCUGGACCACGUGCCUCUGACCACACACAACUUUGUGCGGAAGACGUUUCUGAAGCUGGCCUACUGCGACAUCUGCCAGAAGUUUCUGCUGAACGGGUUCCGGUGCCAGACGUGUGGGUAUAAGUUCCAUGAGCACUGCAGCACCAAGGUCCCGACGAUGUGUCUUGACUGGAGCACCAUUAUAUGUUUCUUGUUCCCGACACCCGGCGAGAGCAGCGGCAGCUACACUCUCCCUCCGCUCACGUCCCGGCGCAUGCGUGACUCGCUCUCUCGCUUCCCCAUGAGCUCCCUGCACAGACACUCAACCCCUCACGCCUUCAACUCCAUCACACCCUACCCGACCUCUGGGGGUGCUCUGUCCCAGAGGCAGAGGUCCACGUCCACUCCCAACGUGCACAUGGUCAGCACCACCAUGCCCGUCGACGGCAGUGUCAUAGAGGAAGCCUUGAGGUGUAAUGAAUCAGGGAGUCCCCAGAACCAGAGUCCAACAGGUUGGACCCAGUCCAAGACCCCAGCCCCCACGGCCAGAGAGAAGGCCCCCUGCUCCAGUGCACAGGAGAACAGAAUCAGGCCACGGGACAAGAGGGACUCCAGUUACUAUUGGGAGAUCGAAGCCACCGAGGUCGUCCUGCUCUCUCGCAUCGGCUCCGGAUCCUUCGGCACCGUGUACAAAGGGAAGUGGCAUGGUGAUGUAGCGGUGAAGAUUCUGAAGGUCAUAGAUCCAACUCCAGAGCAGUUCCAGGCCUUCAGGAAUGAAGUUGCGGUUCUGAGGAAAACCCGACACGUGAACAUCCUGCUCUUCAUGGGGUACAUGACGAAGGAGAACCUGGCCAUCGUGACACAGUGGUGCGAUGGCAGCAGCCUCUACAAACAUCUGCACGUGCAGGAGACCAAACUGCAGAUGUUCCAGCUGAUCGACAUUGCCAGACAGACAGCUCAGGGGAUGGAUUACUUGCAUGCAAAGAACAUCAUCCAUCGGGACAUGAAGUCUAACAAUAUUUUCCUGCACGAAGGUCUGACGGUGAAGAUCGGGGACUUUGGUCUGGCCACCGUGAAGGCCAGGUGGAGCGGCUCCCACCAAGUAGAGCAGCCCUCGGGCUCCAUACUGUGGAUGGCCCCUGAGGUCAUUCGGAUGCAGGACAACAACCCGUACAGUUUCCAGUCAGAUGUGUACGCCUAUGGUAUCGUGCUGUAUGAGCUCAUGACCGGCGAGCUGCCGUAUUCGAUGAUCGCCAGCCGAGACCAGAUCAUCUUCAUGGUGGGUCGUGGCUACCUGUCGCCAGACCUCAGCAAGCUCUACAAGAACUGCCCGAAGGCCAUGAAGAGGCUUGUCGCCGACUGCAUAAAGAAGUCCAAGGAGGAGCGGCCGCUCUUCCCUCAGAUCCUGUCCUCUAUAGAGCUCCUGCAGCACUCGCUGCCCAAGAUCAACCGCAGCGCCUCGGAACCGUCCCUGCACCGCGCCUCGCACUCCGACGACGUCAGCGCUUGCACUUUGACCUCCACGAAGCUGCCCGUCUUCUAGUCCGAGCCCGUGUGCCCAGGCGGGGAUGGAACGGGUCUACAGCACAGUUCUGGACACAUGAGCAGGCCCCGGGGC